AUGUCUCACAGACUCUUUAUCCUCGUCUACAGAGGCGAUCCCCUCGAUUACAGCGAAUACCGACACACGGCUCUGUACGUGCAAUUCGCAUCACAAAAACGCAGUAUCCUACAUAUCCUAGGUACCCAGGGUCUCUACAGAUAUGUGGAAUAUCCUGGGGCUGAUCCGAUGGAACUUGGGGAUUUGGUGCGUGCGGUGCCGGUGACGGAUUUGUCGGUCUCCGUUGAGGAAGAUGACAUUCGGGAGACGGUGGCACGAACGCCGGUGCGCAAUGGGUAUUUGGAUUUGGAGUGGAACUGCCAGCACUGGGUGGGGGAUGCCUUGGCCAGAUUGGUGGACAGAGGUUGGGUCGCAGACACGGAGCGGGCGGAUGCAAUCGAUAAGAUGACCGAUGCUUGCUUGGAGGCCCGUGAUGACCAGCUGCUCGAUGCUCAGUGA
Molecule: messenger RNA, 438 nt
Organism: Aspergillus tubingensis
Lineage: Eukaryota; Fungi; Ascomycota; Eurotiomycetes; Eurotiales; Aspergillaceae
Exons: 1
Coding region: 1-438 (145 amino acids)
Source: RefSeq, a predicted model, not a curated record